Tupaia belangeri chinensis (Chinese tree shrew) is the source of this 3047-nucleotide messenger RNA. It is a transcript of the gene NR1D2, whose product is annotated as nuclear receptor subfamily 1 group D member 2. NCBI's taxonomy places the organism in Eukaryota, Metazoa, Chordata, Mammalia, Scandentia, Tupaiidae. Gene Ontology annotation, molecular function: RNA polymerase II cis-regulatory region sequence-specific DNA binding; zinc ion binding; nuclear receptor activity. Gene Ontology annotation, biological process: cell differentiation; negative regulation of transcription by RNA polymerase II; hormone-mediated signaling pathway. The coding region runs from base 1 to 1872 and encodes 623 amino acids. The record is from RefSeq and is a predicted model, not a curated record. The transcript has 9 exons.
AUGGUGGGAGAGCCUGCAGGGGUGGCGCUCCUAGGCACGCAGCCAGGACGUGGGUCAGCAGGACCUCUGUCAGCCCAAGUUAAAAAGCAAAGGAGAGGGAUCUGGUUGACCUGCAAGGAGCAAUUUGCAAGAACGAAUGCUGACCACUACGGAGGAGUAAUUGCCUAUAUCAGUUCUUCCAGCUCAGCCUCCAGCCCUGCCUCUUGUCACAGUGAGGGUUCCGAGAACAGUUUCCAGUCCUCCUCCUCUUCUGUUCCAUCUUCUCCAAAUAGCUCUAAUUCUGAUACCAACGGGAAUCCCAAGAAUGGUGAUCUCUCCAACAUUGAAGGCAUCCUGAAGAAUGAUCGUCUAGACUGUUCUGUGAAAACAAGCAGAUCGAGUGCAGCGGGGAUGACCAAGAGCCACAGUGGAGUGACGAAAUUUAGCGGCAUGGUUUUACUGUGUAAAGUCUGUGGGGAUGUGGCAUCGGGAUUCCACUAUGGCGUUCAUGCUUGUGAAGGCUGUAAGGGUUUCUUCCGCAGAAGUAUUCAACAAAACAUCCAGUACAAGAAGUGCCUGAAGAAUGAAAACUGCUCUAUAAUGAGAAUGAAUAGGAACAGAUGUCAGCAGUGUCGUUUCAAAAAGUGUCUGUCUGUCGGGAUGUCAAGAGACGCUGUUCGGUUUGGUCGUAUCCCUAAGCGUGAAAAACAGAGGAUGCUAAUUGAAAUGCAAAGUGCGAUGAAGACCAUGAUGAACAGCCAGUUCAAUGGUCACUUGCAGAAUGACACAUUAGUAGAACAUCAUGAACAGACAGCCUUACCAGCCCAGGAACAGCUGCGACCCAAGCCCCAGCUGGAGCAAGAGAACAUCAAAAGCUCUCCUCCUCCCCCUUCUGAUUUUGCAAAGGAAGAAGUGAUUGGCAUGGUGACCAGAGCCCACAAGGAUACCUUUUUGUAUAAUCAAGAGCAGCGAGAAAACUCAGCUGAGAGCAUGCAGCCCCAGAGAGAACGGAUUCCCAAAAACGUGGAGCAGUAUAAUUUAAAUCACGACCACUGUGGCAAUGGGCUUAGCAGCCAUUUUCCCUGUGGUGAGAGCCAGCAGCAUCUCGAUGGACAGUACAAAGGGAGGAGCAUGAUGCAUUACCCGAAUGGGCACGCCAUUUGUAUUGCAGAUGGACACUGCAUGAACUUCUCCAGUGCUUAUACUCAAAGAGUAUGUGAUAGAGCUCCGGUAGAUGGAUUUUCUCAGAAUGAGAACAAAAGUAGUUACCUGUGCAACACUGCAGGGAGAAUGCAUCUGGUUUGUCCAAUGAGUAAGUCUCCACACGUGGAUCCUCAUAAAUCAGGGCAUGAAAUCUGGGAAAAAUUUCCCAUGAGUUUUACCCCAGCAGUGAAAGAAGUAGUGGAAUUUGCAAAGCGUAUUCCUGGGUUCAGAGAUCUCUCUCAACAUGACCAAGUCAACCUUUUAAAGGCUGGGACUUUUGAGGUUUUAAUGGUACGAUUUGCAUCAUUAUUUGAUGCAAAGGAGCGUACUGUCACCUUUUUAAGUGGCAAGAAGUAUAGUGUGGAUGAUUUACACUCAAUGGGAGCAGGGGAUCUGCUAAACUCUAUGUUUGAAUUUAGUGAAAAGCUAAAUGCCCUCCAACUUAGUGAUGAAGAGAUGAGCUUGUUUACAGCAGUUGUGCUGGUGUCUGCAGAUCGAUCUGGAAUAGAAAACGUCAGCUCUGUGGAGGCUUUACAGGAAACACUCAUCCAUGCACUAAGGACCUUAGUAAUGAAAAACCAUCCAAACGAGGCCUCUAUUUUUACAAAAUUGCUUCUAAAGUUGCCAGAUCUUCAAUCUUUAAACAACAUGCACUCUGAGGAGCUCCUGGCCUUUAAAGUUCACCCUUAAGGCCUUCAGUUAUUUAAACCUGAACUGAUGCUCACUGUAUAUUUUGUGCUCAAAUGCUUAUUUAUAUGUGUAUACCAUAUGUGGAGAUAGAAGAGGUCAUUAAGACAAUACAAGAUUGUAGGCUCUAUCUGUAACCAUGCAGUAGCUGUUCGGAAUGAGAACUCUUCAGCCGUGACUAGACAUUGACCGCAUUUUCCUGAUAGACCAGUCAGCUGUGUCGCACUUAAGCUGAAGAAGUUACACUGAACAAUAAUCACACUGAAUGUUAGACUUUUUCAUCUGCCAAAACCAAAAAUCAUGUUAUUCUCCCUGUGGUAUAAAUAUAACGCACAAAAAAGAAAAAAGAAAAAAAGGAAAAACCCACAACACAAGUCUGUGAGAAUUUAGAAAUCGAUUCUUUGAGGUAGAAGUGCUGUUGCGUGAUGGAGAUCCUGGUAUUACCAUUCGAUCAUUUGAUCUGGUAAUUGGAGACCGUGGGAAUUAGAUCUCCAUGUCUGUAUUUUACUCUGCCACUGUUGAAGUAUACGAUCCUGGCAGAUUAAUGACUGUGGAAAAUGAGAACUGUUAGUGUCCCCAGUGACCCACCUCACAGAGAUACUGAAAACAAAUCUACAAAGCAUAUUUACCUCUUGGGAGAUAGGCACUAUGUAAAUAAGGUAACAUUUUUGUUAUUAAAAUGACUCAAUACUCUUUUCUUAUUUUUGAGCCUUUCUGGGAAAUCACUUCAUGGUCCACACCAGGUUCCUGCAUAUGUGUGGGGUAUCCUACUGAUACACACAUUCAGAGUUUAUGGGUACAUCAGAUAGGUUAUAUGUGUAUAUAAUAUGUAUGUGAAUAUAGUGAUGCGUAAAUAUAUUUCUUCACAAUAUUUUAAACUGCGAAGAACUUUAUCAGACAAUAAAUUUAAAACAAGAGGUGUCAAAAGACCCAAAUUAGGUGCAUUUUACCUGUUGAUGACAUAAUCAUUGCUUUAAAUGUGUAGACAGUAGAGUAGAAUAUUUGAAUUUAUGCUCUAUUUUUGUUCAUUUAAGCAACACUUAAUGUAAAAGUGCAACAGGCAGUUGAGCCCAGGUUUUAAAAAACACGUACUUUAGAGUUUAUCUUUGGUAAAAUCUUUGGUUCAAGGUACUAGUUGUUGAAAUCUUCAGAUUCUUACCUUGUACUAAAAAAAGAUU